AUGUGGAUGCCCAGCUUGCUGCGGAAGCUGCCCGGAGGUCUGUUCAUAAACCCAGAUACAGCCCGUAUGCCAAAGCAGGGAGAGCGAGGAGGAACAGGACAAAAACGAUACGAGUGCAACUCGGGCGAAACAAGGGGACGACCUCUUUUGCCUCGACCAAGGUAUCAGCGGGAAAGCUCGCCUGGCACAACUUGCGUUGCCCCUCCUCUCCGAUCCCCGAGGCCCAGCCCGGCGGGUUUAGCCGGGGUUCACUGUUCCAGCUGGCAAUCGUCGGCCGGGUCAUCCAUCCAGAGCCAGGAUGACUACCUCGCGAGUGCGGGGGGUUUGCCAUCCAUUGGCGGUCAUGUAAACUACAACAUGGGCAGCUUUCGCCCUCGCAUGCGGUGGCGAAAACCUGCCGGAGCAGCCAGCCACGCCCGUCGCAAAUCAAGCCGCCGCGCCGACUCCCUCUCGCCAUCGCUUCUCUCUCGCAGCCACGCACUCGGUGUAUACGGGCUCGGGAGGGCCGCCUUUGUCUUGGCAACCCUGCAGCGUGGCAGAACACACGCGCAAAUCACAUGCCAGUGCAUACUCGUUGACGAAGGAACCUGGGACAAGGCUUUUCGCCCAGUCGAGUCCCAUGUGUUUCUUAGAGAAGAAAAAGGCAUCACUAUGAAACUGGUGCAUUGCCUGUCUUCUCAUCUCAGUCGCCACGAACCGCAACGCUCCGAUGAAUGGCAUGCCGCCGCCCUCUGCGCCAUUGACAAUUCCCCCGCAAGAUGCGGCUCAGCUAGUCCCAACAGCACUAGCUCUGCAUACACGGCGGAGACGAGACAAGCCAGCUCUCGCCAAUGA
This is a messenger RNA of Cordyceps militaris CM01, 834 nucleotides long. RefSeq lists its product as uncharacterized. The record is from RefSeq and is a predicted model, not a curated record. The coding region runs from base 1 to 834 and encodes 277 amino acids. Lineage: Eukaryota; Fungi; Ascomycota; Sordariomycetes; Hypocreales; Cordycipitaceae. The transcript has 5 exons.